AUGAAACGUUCCGGUGUUCAAGAUUUUUGGAAGAGCAUAACGGAACGUAGGAAUCAUGGGACAAACAUUGCUGCCAAUUCAAGUGAUGCAGUAGCUGGUGGUGUUUGUAAUGCCAUUUCGAACAGCAACCAAAGCUCCAGUGAUGUCUCUGUUAAUGUUGUCUCUGUGACGCCCAGCUUAGCACCGAGCUGUACAGAGAGUCAGGUGUCAGAUGGAGACAAAGCGGGUGCCACACUACUAUUCUCUGGAGUCUUCUUGGCUCUGGUUGGCAUGACAUUCACUGCCAUGGGGUGGACAAAUUACAAUGUCAAUCACAGCUCAGAGUGGACACAGCUAUUGGGGCCCAUUCUACUGUCUGUAGGAGGUACGUUUGUUCUCAUAAGUGUCUGCAAAUUCCGAAUGCUCUCCUGCCAGGCCUGCAAGCAGAAUGAUGGGGAGAGAACAUCGGAAACAGACCCUCUGCCGCCCCUUUCGGGACCAUCGUUUGUCUUCACUGGACUCAAUCAGCCCAUUACCUUCCACAGGGCCACGGUAGUCCAGUACAUCCCACCACCAUAUGCCUCUGUGGUACAGGACCAAAGUCUGGGCCCUGUUAAUGGUUUGCAUUCCAGUCACCAACCAAUAGCGGUUACAGUGAGCACACCACCACAGUAUUACAGUGUGUAUCCCAUGGAAAACCCUGCUUUUAUUUCCAGUGAACAUGACAAUGCUACGGCUGAACAAAGGGAAAGCAGGAAUUACAGCAGCUCAGAGGAAGAGGGAAAAACAACUAGGCCUACAGCAGACAGCGCCUUCUCUCCACCUGCAUACGAGGACCUUUUUGCCACCUCCUCUUGUGACUCUUGCUCCUGAUGAAUGAAACGUUGUUUUUCCUAAUAACUUUACAAACAAAGUUAAUAUGCUUGCUGCAGGUGUCGGCUACAGCAUUUGUGAAAUUGUGUUCCAUUAUUCUAAGGCUGGGACAGGGUGAACAUUACAUGAUGACGUUUUCUGAAUUUGGAAAGAAUUAGGUAUUUCACUACAGUUUCAAUUUUAAAAGAUACAGUAGCCUAUAGGGUACAACAGAGCUAAAGGUCCCCCUGGGUAAAGGCACUUUUGACUUUAUUUCAUCCCAAAACACUAAAUAGCAACAAAAACUACCACAGCACUUUUUUAAAUACCUGUUUGUGACUGCACUGCAAAUUUUCCUGAUCCAUGAGGUCUUUGUGUGCAAUGUCUAAAGGUACAUUUUUAGGUAAUUUGACCUAACAUUUAAUAAUUGCUGCACAUUUAUGUACAGCAGUUAAGUAAACUGAAAUUAUCACAUUUAUUUUGAGACAAAAUAUGUAUUCAUCAUUUUUCAGUUUUGUUCAAGGUGAUUAAGUCAAAUGUUUUUCAACAGCUGUACAAUAAUCAAAAGAAUAUUUUGGGGGUAAAAGCCCACAUGUUGCUGGGGCUAAAACCCUAUAAAUAAUAAUAAAAAAAUUCUUAAGUGGGGGAAGAUAUUUGCUAUUAAUAUAAAUUUGUUAGAUUUGUUAUAAAUGUGCAAACUGGGCUCACAUUGAAAUGGCAAAUGUGAUUGAAAUUGAAGGGAAAUGGUGCACACUUUUCUGAUGUGUUUUUAUGAAUAAGCAUUAUAUAAAUGUUUUAUUCAAAAAAGCAUCUUGCUGUAUCAAAAGUAUUUGCAUAAGUUUACAUAUUUGCAAUAGUAGCCUACAGUAUAACAUUGCCCCUAUAUAUUAGGCUACUAUAAUCCUCAGGCGGAAUUUUACCUCUGGGUGUUGGGUAUAAAAGGCCCCCUCGCCAUCUUUUAUUUAUUUAUUUAUUAUUAUUAUUAUUUUUUAGGAAUUUUAAUUAAAACAAACGUUAUUAUUAUUUUUUUUCAGACAAAUUAUGUUGAUCCAUCAAUAUAAAAAUAAAUGUUUUUGUUAUGAUGAUGAUGAUGAUGAUGAUGAUUAUAAAGUGGGACCAGAAAAAAGCAAAUUUUUCUUAAAGGGUGGUUCUAGCCCCAUUGUGCCACAUUACUCAUGAUGAUAUUGUUCUCAGCUCUCAGUGCGUCCACUUCAGCUUCUGAGAACUGCAUGGUACGUGCGAGCGUCCGGUGAGGGCCACAUGGGGGCAGAAAGAGUGUGGAAAUAAGGCAAAAUCCUGUUUCACCAACGCUGAGGAAAGGAGCCGAGUUUUUAUUUUACAAAGAGUACCUACUAAAGGCUAUAUUUGUUUCAGUAGCUGUGAACGUACGAGAAUAAAUUUGAUCACGUGAUCAAAUUGUGAACUUUUGCAAAACUGCAAGCACACAAGUGACAGCAUUUUCCCUAUGGGUUAACCUAGUUUAACCUUUAGGUUAUUUGAGUAUGACCAGUAAACUCAGCUGUGCUAUAGGCUAACUUGCCUUGUGUGGAACCUAUACGUUUGAAGCAUUUGGAAUCAGGAACACAAAAUAAAAUG
Myxocyprinus asiaticus (Chinese sucker) is the source of this 2427-nucleotide messenger RNA. Its product is annotated as transmembrane protein 174-like. The transcript has 2 exons. NCBI's taxonomy places the organism in Eukaryota, Metazoa, Chordata, Actinopteri, Cypriniformes, Catostomidae. The coding region runs from base 1 to 852 and encodes 283 amino acids. The record is from RefSeq and is a predicted model, not a curated record.